This is a messenger RNA of Schistosoma turkestanicum, 544 nucleotides long. The record is from the annotation of a GenBank genome assembly. NCBI's taxonomy places the organism in Eukaryota, Metazoa, Platyhelminthes, Trematoda, Strigeidida, Schistosomatidae.
GGAAUUUGGAGUCAAGUUUCUGUUGAAAAUGUUCCGACUAUACUUUAUUUACAUAACUGUAUUUGUAUUCAUCGUACAAGCCGCUGUAAAAGACAAAUCCGCACACGAUGUCGAAAAAGAAAUUGAAAACAAUGAUGAAAGAUUCAAUGAAUUAAAAGAUAAAAUGAAAGAUGGUGAUUUCAAAAACAUUGAUGAAUAUAUUAGUUGUACAUCCGCGCGUUUAAAAGGUGAAGAAGGAUUGCGAAUGAUGAAAGAUAUAGUUACCAAUCAUUCAAAUGCUAAGGAUAAAUGUUUGGAAAAUAAAACUUCAAUUUUCGAAGUUGAAAUGGAAUAUUUCGGAGAGACUGGAUAUUUGAAUAGCUUGAUGAAAGAUAAACAGUCAUACAUGGAUUUAUUGGAUUUGCUGUCAUAUAAGUUUGUAAUCAAUGAACUUGGUGGUUGUUCGAGUCUACAACAAACCCAUAUGUCAUUACUCUAAUUUUAGUUGAAAAUGAAUAUCUGUCAGAUAUCGAGAAAGAAAUUGAUCGUCAAUCUUAAAGUCGUG